Messenger RNA from Apodemus sylvaticus (European woodmouse), 1593 nucleotides. RefSeq names its product aldehyde dehydrogenase family 3 member B3. The transcript is spliced from 10 exons. Gene Ontology annotation, molecular function: aldehyde dehydrogenase (NAD+) activity. Gene Ontology annotation, biological process: aldehyde metabolic process. Gene Ontology annotation, cellular component: cytoplasm. The coding region runs from base 139 to 1578 and encodes 479 amino acids. Lineage: Eukaryota; Metazoa; Chordata; Mammalia; Rodentia; Muridae. The record is from RefSeq and is a predicted model, not a curated record.
GCAGCUGUCCCACGAGGACAGAAUCACCGAGCUGUCAGGCAUGGGCGUAGGAGUGUGGUCCAAGGGCACUUGGAGCGAUUGGCAAAGGCAGAGGCAGGAGCCAGCGGGGUAGGAGAGGAGCUGCACAUCUGGAGCAGAAUGUCCACCAAAGGCAAACACCCACAACCUGAGCCGGGGAUGGACCCUUUUGAGGAGAAGCUACAGAGGCUGAAGGAGGCCUUCGACACAGGGAAGACAAAGACAGCUAAGUUCAGGGCUGAGCAGCUGCGGAGCCUGGGCCGCUUCCUGCAGGACAGCAGCAAGCAGCUUCAUGACGCCCUGCACGAAGACCUGGGCAAGUCAGCCUUGGAGUCAGACAUGAGUGAGAUCAUCCUGUGCCAGAAUGAGGUGGACCUGGCCCUCAAGAACCUGCAGACCUGGAUGAAGGACGAGCCCGUGGCCACCAACUUGGUCACCAAGCUAAGCUCAGCCUUCAUCAGGAAAGAGCCCUUUGGCCUGGUGCUCAUCAUCGCCCCCUGGAAUUACCCUUUGAACUUGACAAUCACGCCUUUAGUGGGGGCCAUUGCUGCAGGAAACUGUGUGAUACUGAAGCCAUCAGAAAUUAGCAAGAACACAGAGAAGGUGCUGGCAGAGCUGCUACCCCAGUAUCUGGACCAGAGCUGCUUUGCUGUGGUGCUGGGUGGGCCUGAGGAGACUGGGCAGCUGCUGAAACACAAGUUUGACUACAUCUUCUUCACGGGGAGUCCUCGGGUCGGCAAGAUCGUCAUGGCUGCUGCUGCCAAACACCUGACCCCCAUCACCCUGGAGCUGGGGGGUAAGAACCCCUGCUAUGUGGAUGACACCUGCGACCCCCAGAUAGUGGCCAACCGUGUGGCCUGGUUCCGCUACUUCAACGCGGGCCAGACCUGCGUGGCCCCCGACUAUGUCCUGUGUAGCCAGGAGAUGCAGGAGCGGUUGGUGCCCGCCCUGCAGAAUGCCAUCACACGUUUCUAUGGAGACAACCCACAGACCUCCCCCAACCUGGGCAGAAUCAUCAACCAGAAGCAUUUCAAGCGGCUCCAGGGACUGCUGGGCUGCGGCCGUGUGGCCAUCGGGGGCCAGAGUGACGAGGGAGAGCGCUACAUUGCACCCACGGUGUUAGUGGAUGUGCAGGAGACAGAGCCCGUGAUGCAGGAGGAGAUCUUUGGGCCCAUCCUGCCCCUGGUGACUGUGAGGAGCCUGGAUGAGGCCAUUGAGUUCAUCAAGCGGCGGGAGAAGCCCCUGGCGCUGUAUGCCUAUUCCAGCAGCGUGGAGGUCAUCAAACAGGUGUUGGCCCAGACCAGCAGCGGGGGUUUCUGCGGGAACGACGGCUUCAUGCACAUGACCCUGUCCAGCCUUCCUUUUGGAGGAGUGGGAUCGAGUGGGAUGGGCAGGUACCACGGCAAGUUCUCCUUUGACACCUUUUCCAACCAGCGUGCCUGUCUGCUGAGCUGCUCUGGGAUGGAAAAGCUUAACGGCCUCCGUUACCCGCCCUAUAGUCCCCGUAGGCAGCAGCUGCUAAGAUGGGCCAUGGGCUCUGAGAGCUGCACCCUUCUGUGAAUACCACCCUGACUC